Molecule: messenger RNA, 704 nt
Organism: Pogoniulus pusillus (Red-fronted tinkerbird)
Lineage: Eukaryota; Metazoa; Chordata; Aves; Piciformes; Lybiidae
Gene: PSCA
Product: prostate stem cell antigen
Exons: 3
Coding region: 100-468 (122 amino acids)
Cellular component (GO): plasma membrane
Source: RefSeq, a predicted model, not a curated record
AGGUAAUCUUCUGGGCAUGCCCAAUUGCUGCUUUCCACAGUAUAUAAACUGUCCUAGGAGGAAACAACCUGUAUUCAGCACAACAGAGGCUAUCCCAAAAUGAAGGCUUUCCUUGUCCUCCUCCUGGGAGCAGUCCUGUGCAUGGACUCAGGGUCUUCAUUGAAAUGCUACAGCUGCAAGUCACAGCUCAGCAACUCCAACUGUAAGACGUCAGUGGACUGCAAGGAAAAUGAAGUGUGCAAGACAGAUGUGAUCAGGGUCAUAGGGCUCUUCAACGUUAUCAGCAAGAGCUGUGAUGCAUCAUGUGAAGCAGACUAUCAGGACUUCAGUGUGGGCAACAGGAACAUCUCCUGCUGCAGCAGUGAUCUCUGCAACGUCAAUGCAGCAGGCAAUGUGAGGUCCAGCUAUGGGCUGGCAGCAGGUCUAGCAGGCAGUGUGCUCUGGACCUUCCUGAACAGCAGAUUGUGAGGAGAAAAGAGGACUUCCAUGACCACACACAGUCUUGGAGCACUUCUCUUAUGAAAGGAAGUGUAUUCAGAAGCAAUGUGGUGUGGUGGCACACAGCAUCCUUGGAGCUGAUGGCUGAGCUUUGCUGUAUGAGGGCUUCUUAAUUUCUCUUGUUGUAUUGCUGUAGUGCUACCAGAUAAGGAAAUGUGUCCAGGCUAUCUCCAUAACAUCUGAAAUAUACUUAUUUGUGAUUCAAA